Gavia stellata (red-throated loon) is the source of this 1971-nucleotide messenger RNA. RefSeq names its product ARB2 cotranscriptional regulator A (gene ARB2A). Gene Ontology annotation, biological process: regulatory ncRNA-mediated heterochromatin formation. The coding region runs from base 1 to 1251 and encodes 416 amino acids. Lineage: Eukaryota; Metazoa; Chordata; Aves; Gaviiformes; Gaviidae. Gene Ontology annotation, molecular function: siRNA binding. The transcript is spliced from 10 exons. Gene Ontology annotation, cellular component: nucleus. The record is from RefSeq and is a predicted model, not a curated record.
AUGUACAUUUACCUCAGUAUUUUAAAUCUGUUGACAGUUUGGGUAAUGAUGGCUCAGCUCCAGCAAGGAGGUCCGGAUGAAAAAGAGAAGACUACUGCAUUAAAGGAUUUAUUGUCUAGAAUAGACUUGGAUGAACUAAUGAAAAAAGAUGAGCCACCACUUGAAUUUCCUGAUACUCUGGAAGGAUUUGAGUACAUUUUUAAUGAAAAAGGGCAGUUAAGACACAUAAAAACUGGGGAGCCAUUUGUUUUUAAUUAUCGUGAAGAUUUGCAUAGAUGGAACCAAAAGCGCUAUGAAGCUCUUGGAGAGAUCAUUACUAAAUAUGUCUAUGAACUACUGCAAAAGGAAUGUCACUUGAAGAAAGUAACUGUCCCAGUUGAUGCGACUGAGAGUGAACCAAAGAGCUUUAUCUUUAUGAGUGAAGAUGCAUUAACAAAUCCUGACAAGCUGUUGGUCCUAAUUCAUGGUAAUGGCGUUGUCAGAGCAGGUCAGUGGGCUAGGAGACUUAUAAUUAAUGAAGAUCUGGACAGUGGCACACAGAUACCGUAUAUAAAGAGAGCUAUUGAGGAAGGCUAUGGAGUAAUAGUACUGAAUCCCAAUGAGAACUAUAUUGAAGUGGAGAAGACAAAAGCCCAAGUACAGCUGUCUUCUGAUAGUUCAGAUGAACCUGCAGAAAAGAGGGAAAGAAAAGAUAAAAUCCAGAAGGAAACAAAGAAGCGACGUGACUUCUACGAAAAGUACCGAAAUCCACAAAAAGAAAAAGAAACUAUGCAGAUAUAUAUUAGAGAUAAUGGAUCUCCUGAAGAACAUGCAAUUUAUGUUUGGGACCAUUUUAUUUCCCAGUCAGCUGCAGAGAACGUGUUUUUUGUUGCUCACAGUUAUGGUGGACUUGCCUUUGUAGAGUUGAUGAUUCAACGAGAAGCAGAAGUAAAGAAUAAGGUAACUGCUGUGGCGUUGACAGACUCUGUUCACAAUGUGUGGCAUCAAGAAGUUGGGAAAACUAUUCGAGAGUGGAUGCGAGAGAACUGCUGCAACUGGGUGUCCAGCUCUGAGCCCCUGGACACGUCGGUGGAGUCCAUGCUGCCGGAUUGCCCCCGCGUCUCUGCAGGUACAGAGCGCCAUGAACUAACUUCCUGGAAGAGUUUUCCAUCUAUUUUCAAGUUCUUCAGCGAGGCGGUGGAGGCAAAGAACAGCUCAGUGAAACCAACCCCAACCCGGCGCUCCAACAGGAUAAAAUACGAAGAAUUGUAAAAGGAGGGGAGGAAAAAAACCCAAACCAACACCGCCACCAACCUCUUCGCUGCCUGUUUUCUGCAAGCCGUCUCCCAGCCCCUCAUUAGAUUGUUUUCUUCCUAGAGCACAGGGUCGUGAUGUAUACAUCUAAAUAGCGUUUUGCAUUAUUUCUAGAUGAGUGCAACUGUCAAAGCAAUAUGGGUUCACUGGUUGUGCUUCCUGUGGGCUGUAACUUGGAUUUCGUGCUGCCCAUCAGCGCGCAGAUUAAGGCUGACAGUGGUACUGCACAGUGCAGCUCUAAUUGCCCUGACAUAGCCCUGCACCAAGCUGAUGCCAAAAUUUAACAGCUUCGUCGUGGUCUCAUUGCCCGCAGGAUUUUUUGCUGCUUCCUUCUAUUUUGAGACACAAUGAAACAGGAAUUACUCUUUUUUAAAAGACGGCUCUAACUCAGAAUUGCUAACCAGCCUGUGAUUUUGUAGCCAGUAGCCUUCUCUUUCUCUGGGACCAAGUGGGAUCAACUCUUGACUCUUUCAUUUUCUGCUGGUAGGAGGGUCCAAGAAGUUUGGUCCAGAUUUGUUGGAAAGCCCCUUUGUUGUAGAGAUUUUCUCCUCCAGCCAGAUCAAUGGUAUUAUCUGUAGAUCAGCUCUUCCUUUUGAAAGCUCCACUUAAAAAAAAAAUGCCUAUUCAUUAACUGGCUGGAUCACACUGUGAAAUAUGACAGGGAAAAAAAAAAAAAAA